Molecule: messenger RNA, 883 nt
Organism: Leptosomus discolor (cuckoo roller)
Lineage: Eukaryota; Metazoa; Chordata; Aves; Leptosomiformes; Leptosomidae
Source: RefSeq, a predicted model, not a curated record
GGGGGGAAGAUCCCCGUCAGGUGGACAGCGCCAGAGGCCAUUGCCUACCGUAAGUUCACCUCAGCCAGCGAUGUCUGGAGCUACGGCAUCGUCAUGUGGGAGGUGAUGUCAUUUGGGGAGAGACCCUACUGGGACAUGUCCAACCAAGAUGUCAUCAAUGCCAUUGAGCAGGAUUACCGGCUCCCACCGCCCAUGGACUGUCCUGCUGCCCUGCACCAGCUGAUGCUGGACUGCUGGCAGAAGGACCGCAACACCCGCCCACGCUUCACCGAGAUAGUCAACACCCUCGAUAAAAUGAUCCGCAACCCGGCAAGCCUCAAAACUGUGGCUACCAUCACCGCUGUGCCUUCUCAGCCCCUCCUCGACCGCUCCAUCCCUGACUUCACUGCCUUUACCUCAGUAGACGACUGGCUGAGUGCUGUGAAGAUGAGCCAGUACCGGGACAGCUUUCUGACCGCUGGCUUCACCUCGCUGCAGCUUGUUGCUCAGAUGACAUCAGAAGACCUCCUGAGAAUAGGGGUGACUUUGGCUGGGCACCAGAAGAAGAUCCUGAACAGUGUCCAGUCCAUGCGAGUACAGAUGAGUCAGUCUCCGACCUCGAUGGCAUGACGUCCCUUGUUCAACAGGGAGGGGACGGGGAGGGCACACAACGGAGGGGCAGAGGUGGGAGGGGAGGAACUGUUGGGUGCCGUGGGGCAGCAUUUGGAGAGGUGCCACCGCUGACUGGGGACUGUGACCACAGACGAAGGAUGUUCCUGAGAUUCAUCUCUAACUGGUGACUUCAGUUCCUCACCAACAGAAGCACACUUACCAAUGUCAUGAGGAACAGCGUAUAAAUACAUAUAAAUAUGUACAAAUCAUGUAUUUAAAAAACAAAACAAAA